Messenger RNA from Ceraceosorus bombacis, 361 nucleotides. Lineage: Eukaryota; Fungi; Basidiomycota; Exobasidiomycetes; Ceraceosorales; Ceraceosoraceae. The record is from the annotation of a GenBank genome assembly.
AGUUGAAAGACAGUGAGAGAUCGGCGCAGCAGCACACCUGCUCACACAAUGGAUGGGGUGCAGGCGAGGCCACGAAGUCCCGGCGGAUGAAGGGGGCAAAGCGGGGGAAGGAGGGGUGGGGGAUGCGAUCGAGGCGCGUGAGGAGAGAGGGAGCCGAGCAAACGAAGGAGGGGAGGAAAGCAGGGUUGCCCAACAAGCGCAGGAAAUUGCGGGGAAAGGCGCAGAGAGAAGAGAGCGACGUGCCUCGAGCGGACCGCCUGCGGGUGUGAAGAAGAGCCUGGGCAGUCGCGGUCAAACACCCGGAGGGCCCCAGACGGCGGCGUGUCAAAAGUGAGACGCUGCGGGUGAAGAAAAAGUUCGG